Sebastes umbrosus (honeycomb rockfish) is the source of this 1933-nucleotide messenger RNA. RefSeq lists its product as uncharacterized. Lineage: Eukaryota; Metazoa; Chordata; Actinopteri; Perciformes; Sebastidae. The transcript is spliced from 4 exons. Bases 780 to 1445 code for a protein of 221 amino acids. Gene Ontology annotation, molecular function: GTPase activity; GTP binding. Gene Ontology annotation, biological process: vesicle-mediated transport. The record is from RefSeq and is a predicted model, not a curated record. Gene Ontology annotation, cellular component: vesicle; trans-Golgi network; Golgi apparatus.
CAGUAUGUGGGCGUGGUCGUGCAGACAGCUGAUCUGUCUUUGCUGUCAGUCUUCUCACUGCAUCAGUUUGUCUCUGACAGCAGCAGGAGAUGAUGAACACACAGACCGCAGGCUAAACGAGAUAACAACACUAAACUUCUCUUUCUUCUCUGGCUGGGACACGACGGCGUUUUACAUCAAACAAGUUCUGCUUUUUAGAAACGGAGACAAAAUGUCCCAUGCACACUUGCAGGGACUGGAUGAUAACACGACAACCUGAACUUUCUGCAGGACUCGAAAGGGAGUUUAAAGCGACUUUUUGAGUCAAAUAUUUACUUUUUUGCAUGACAUUUAUUGAAAUUUCCUCACAUAAUAUGAAUAUUGGGGCUCUUAGUGCGCAUUUUAUGGUUUUAUUUCUGCAAAGUCUGCUUAAAUAGUUCUUUAUAGAGCUUAUUUUUUGAUCCAAACGUACAUUGUUUUUAUAUCUGCAGGACUCGAAAGGGAGUUUAAAGCGACUUUUAGACUCUUUUUGCAUAACAUUUAUUUGAAAUGUCCUCUUUAAAUAUGAAUAUUGGGGCUCUUGGUGCGCAUUAUGGUUUUAUUUAUGCAAAAUCUGCUUAAAUAGAUCUUUAUAGAGCUUAUGUUUUAUUCAAGUGUCAAAUAUUACAAGUACAACUCGGUAUUUCAGCCUCCUUGCAUGACUUCAGACAGACUAUCCCUAUAGCAAAACCCUCCCAUUUCAUGCCUAACCCAUAAUUGGAGACCUCGUGCCAUCCUCCACUCGAGCAGCAGCAGCAGAAAUGCAGCGCGAGCGCCUGCUCAAAGUGUUGGUGAUCGGAGACCUCGGCGUCGGUAAAACGUCCAUCAUCAAGCGGUACGUGCACCAGGUGUUCUCCCAGCACUACCGAGCCACCAUCGGAGUGGACUUCGCCCUCAAGGUGCUCAGCUGGGACGAGAAGACGGUGGUGAGGCUGCAGCUCUGGGACAUUGCAGGGCAGGAACGCUAUGGCAACAUGACCCGUGUGUACUACAGAGAGGCGGUCGGGGCGCUCGUCGUCUUCGACAUGACCAGACUGUCCACGUUUCAGGCCGUCCUCAAGUGGAAAGAAGACCUGGACACCAAGGUUGCCCUUAGCAACGGGAGGCCGAUUCCAGCCGUUCUAUUGGCCAACAAGUGUGACCAGCGGAGUCAGGGUUUGUGCCCAAAGCUGCCCAAACUGGAGAAGUUCUCCAGACAGUACGGCUUCGUCGGCUGGUACGAAACCUCUGCCAAGGACAACACCAACAUUGAUGCCGCCAUCACAUGUUUGGUGAAGAGCAUCGUGACCGUGGAGGAUGAGAGAGCCAUCGCCGGCAAAACCGAGCCGGAAGGCAGCGUUCUGGUUCUGCCUCGCUUCGACUACAACACCAAGGAGAAAGGACUGUGUUCGGGAUGCUCCUCGCUUAGAUCCAGAGACCGGGACUGAAGGUUGGACGGGUCUGAGCCAAGAGACUGGAAGGAGAUAUGUUGAAUAAUUAAUAUAUUAUAACUUAAAGAUGCAUCCCCUUCCUGCCUCCCUUUUUAUCCUCACAAAUGCAUUUUUUCAGAGAUGUUACAGGAAUAGUUUAGCAGUUUGGGAUUUUUCUGAAAAAUCCAUAAUAUAAUAAUGUUAUUAUUGUAUUUUUUAUAACAGAAAUGGAGUCCAAAAUUCAUUCCGCUACUACAAAAAUCGAUUUAAAAAGUUUUAUGGAUUUGAAAGAAAAAGUGGCUCCUGAAAACAGAAGAUUUUUAUAAAGAUAUUAAAAUAUUUUGUUUAUGGCACAGCGACAUUUUUUAGACUCGAGAGGGAUGAAUUUUACAAGAAUUUCUUACUCUAUAAUGACAUGUCGGAAGGCAAUCCGUUCACUUGUGAAUAACAGAAAAACUACUUGUAAAACAAUUUUAUAUUCAUAAAAGUGCACUUUUAAUCUGUCA